Molecule: messenger RNA, 2519 nt
Organism: Physcomitrium patens
Lineage: Eukaryota; Viridiplantae; Streptophyta; Bryopsida; Funariales; Funariaceae
Product: imidazole glycerol phosphate synthase hisHF, chloroplastic
Biological process (GO): L-histidine biosynthetic process
Molecular function (GO): imidazoleglycerol-phosphate synthase activity; glutaminase activity
Source: RefSeq, a predicted model, not a curated record
GGGCUCUAAUGGGAGGGAGUGAGUGAGUGUUCGCGCAGGCAGGCAGGCAAGGCAGGCAGCACCACUCCGGUGCUUAUUCGGUCGUCGCAUAGCUCGGUAGAGGCGGGAUGCUCUGCUCACCCGAGCGUUGUCUGUCUUCUAGCAAUCCCAUGCGAUCACUCACCUCAUAGUCGUCGCGGCGCGUCACCCUCCGACACCGCGCGUUGUCAUUGUAGUGUGGGAUCCUCUCUUCUGCUCGUUGCACCUGCACCGACGCCGUGCGCUCAUUUUCGCCCAUUUCACCAGGCUCUUUUCGUUUUCUAUCUCUCUUGUCCUGCGUGGCUGUGGCCAUGGCUUCGCUCUGCGUACCCUGUCCCUCUUCGCAAUUGGCCUCUAUUUCUACUCCUCUCGCUCGUCGUAAGUCGGCUCUAGCUUCGCGCGCUGGCGAUGUCUUCCGACCUCAUUCGCGACUUUCCUCUGCUCCCUUGCUUCGUUUGAGCUCAGGCCGUUGUCCUGUGCUGGUUGUCAGAGCUUCUGCGAUGGAUACGGCCAGCUCCAGCAAUGAUGAAGAUGAAGCCGACAAUGAGGUUACGCUUUUGGAUUAUGGAGCAGGGAAUGUGCGAAGCAUCCGGAAUGCCAUUCAUCUACUUGGCUUUAAGAUUCGUGAGGUGAACGGACCAGAAGAUAUCCAAAACGCUAAGCGGUUGGUUUUUCCAGGUGUCGGCUCCUUCAAAUCUGCCAUGGAGGUGUUAAAAGCAAAAGGGAUGACGGAGUCCCUUGUAUCUUACAUCAAGCAAGAUAGGCCGUUUCUCGGUAUCUGCCUAGGAUUGCAGCUCUUGUUCGAGCGCAGCGAAGAGGGCGAUAGUGAUGGUCUUGGCAUCAUACCUGGUGUGGUUGCACGCUUUGACUCUUCAACAGGACUUUGUGUGCCUCACAUUGGAUGGAACGGACUGCAGCUACAGCAACCCUCUGCGUCUUUGUUAGAAGGUGUAAAUGGUCGUCAUGUGUACUUUGUGCACUCAUAUCGAGCAACUCCUACUGUCGAGAACAAGGAUUGGGUUUUAGCAACAUGCAAUUAUGGGGUCGACUUCAUCUCAGCUGUUCGAAAAGGCAAUGUUUACGCAGUCCAAUUCCAUCCAGAGAAAAGUGGUGUUGUAGGACUAGACAUUGUUCGACGAUUUCUUGGAGGGAAUCACUCUGAUGCUGCACAGGAUGUUGAACGCCUGUCCAAAGAACGUAUCCACAAGCCAGCCUCUUCACUUGCAAAACGGGUUAUUGCAUGUCUUGAUGUUCGAAGUAACGACUCAGGGGACCUUGUUGUGACUAAAGGUGAUCAGUAUGAUGUACGAGAACAAUCUUCAGCACGUGAGGUCCGCAAUCUAGGAAAACCCGUGGAACUUGCAGGGCGCUAUUUCAAAGAAGGGGCUGAUGAAGUUACUUUUCUAAACAUUACUGGUUUUCGAGACUUUCCACUAGGAGAUAUGCCGAUGCUGGAGGUGUUGCAACGAACUUCAGAGCAAGUCUUUGUGCCUCUUACAGUAGGUGGUGGGAUCUCCGACUUCACUGAUGCCAAUGGCAGAUUUUAUUCAUGCCUAGAAGUGGCUUCAGAGUACUUCAGAUCUGGAGCUGACAAGAUAUCUAUUGGAAGUGAUGCUGUUUAUGCUGCUGAGGAGUAUCUCCGCUCAGGGGUCAAAACGGGAAAGAGCAGCUUGGAGCAGAUUUCAUAUGUCUACGGAAACCAGGCUGUGGUUGUCAGUAUAGAUCCAGUAAGAGUGUACGUUAAAGAUCCUUCAGAAGUACCUUAUAAGACUAUUGAAGUCCAGGAGCCCGGACCUAAUGGAGAGAAGUUCGCUUGGUAUCAGUGCACGGUCAGGGGUGGCCGCGACAGGAGACCUAUAGGAGCAUAUGAGCUUGCCAAAGCAGUUCAAGAUCUUGGUGCUGGGGAAAUUCUCUUGAACUGCAUCAAUUGUGACGGCCAAGGGCAAGGAUUCGACAUCAACCUUGUGAAGCUUGUAUCGGACGCUGUUACGAUCCCAGUAAUUGCAAGCAGCGGUGCAGGCUGUCCGGAGCACUUUUCAGAGGUCUUUCAUCGAACUAGAGCUUCAGCUGCGUUGGCUGCUGGGAUUUUUCACAGAAAGGAGGUGGAAAUAUCAUCCGUGAAGGAACAUUUGGUCACAUCAGGUGUUGAAACAAGACUCUUGUAACAGUAGCAUUCAGCGUCCGUAUGCAGUCUGGCCUCCCAUUCCAAGCGAGUUCUGCUGCACAUUUCUUGCUUCUCCUCACCGAUUGCGCGACAGACAAACAUUGGGCUUCCGAGAGGUCAUUGAAAAAUUACUUGUAGGGCUAUCUUUUGCCCUGGGAUUCCGUCAAUCAUGUUAGCUUUAUUUUAUCCCAAUAGCCACUCCAAAAGGAUCAGUAUUUCUUCCAAGCAUCGUGACGCUGAUGUAGUUUCCAUCUUAUCAAGUUGACCUAUCCGUGAAGACUUGUAUUAAUGCAAUGGGAAUAUAGUCACAAUUACGAGCGUUUCGGAAGCUUUCUUA